Molecule: messenger RNA, 3981 nt
Organism: Anopheles marshallii
Lineage: Eukaryota; Metazoa; Arthropoda; Insecta; Diptera; Culicidae
Product: zinc finger protein 845-like
Exons: 6
Coding region: 1-3981 (1326 amino acids)
Biological process (GO): regulation of transcription by RNA polymerase II
Cellular component (GO): nucleus
Molecular function (GO): zinc ion binding; DNA-binding transcription factor activity, RNA polymerase II-specific; RNA polymerase II transcription regulatory region sequence-specific DNA binding
Source: RefSeq, a predicted model, not a curated record
AUGGUAACACACGAUAUGUUAAAUACAGAUGUUGAACAUCACUUGGAACUUGAAGAAAGCCGAAAACCAGAAUUGUUGGGGAAGCGCUUCGUAAUACCAAAGCUCGAUUAUGUAAAUACUCACAUGCUAUUUAAUAAUAUCGAGUACGUAGAGUUAAGCGGCCCAAUGUGUUGCGGUUGCGAUUUUGUUGCUGAAAGUACAAAUAACCUUAUGGAGCACAUUAUCGCGAAACAUACGCACAUUACAAAAGCACCGAACGAUUCAUUCGUUUGUGAUGUUUGCUAUGAAGCGUGCGAAGAUGAGCAUCAACUACAGAGCCAUCGGCAGUGGUUCCUAAAUACGGAACUUUUUGUUUGCCAUUAUUGCUCGUACGGUUUCACUUGUAAAGAACAUCUAACGCGGCACUUGAGUACGUGUAUCGAGCAAGAGAAAGAAGGUCAGCAAAAUGAACAUAUAGAACAGAAAAAAUCACUAGCUGAUCAUCUACUGACGGAAAUAGACGAUAAUGACCACCAUGUUGCGAUCAUUCUCGACAAUGCCAAGGUAACUGAUAUCACCCAGCAACAGUCAGUGAACUGCGAGUCUACCAAAACCAGCAGUUACGGAUGCUGUUUUUUGCGCUGCGAUGCAACAUUCGAUCGGGAAACCGAGCUGCACCGUCACGUACGGGAAUUGCACGCCGUCCGUCAACGGAUUCAUCGAAGCGAACGUACAUCCGAUCGGUACGUGUGCGACACAUGUCAGCUAAACUUUAAAAGCAAUAAAACGUUGCAACGACACCGAAACGGUUGGAAGUUGAAGCAGAACAACGUUUGCAUUCAUUGUCGUAAAGGAUUUGUUACUCCUGGUGCUUUAAAAGAUCAUGUGCAGCUGCUGCAUAUCGACACAUCGCCACAGUUCCCGUGUGAGCGUUGUGGCAAACAAUUCAGGAAGAGUUCGCUUCUCAAGUUGCAUCUGAUAACCCACCGGCAGGAUCGACAGUACGGUUGCGAUCAGUGUGAUGCACGAUUCCACUUCGGCUAUCAGCUGAAGAAGCAUCGGCAGGCGGUUCACACGACGGAGUUUCCGUACGAAUGUAGCCACUGCAACCGAAAGAUGCCAAACAAGCACCGGUACGAUCUGCACAUGCGAAUGCACACGGGCGAAAAGCCGUACGCGUGUCGGUAUGACUGUGGUCGUAAGUUUGCACACGCGACCGAUCGCCGAAGGCACGAAAUGGUCACACAUACCGGCGAGAAACCACACCGUUGCAACAAUUGCAGUAUGGCCUUCGUUAGACGCAGAGAAUUGCAGCAACACUAUCGACAAUUCCCAGCACAUGAUGCGGAUAUAGCGGCAAUGUUGCGGUCGGACACGUCGGAGGACGAUUUGCCACCGCUGCUACCACCGUCACCGCCGAGUAUUAGCCCUGGUCCGUCUGCGGACAGCAUGUUGGUGGACGAACUGGAAGACAGUUUGCCACUGCCGCCUUUCGUUUUGUGUGCCGGUCGGACUAAUUCCUUUACACAGCACCUUCUGGCGAUCCGGUUGCACACCGGUCAGGGCGAACAGCUGAGCCUUGAACAGCAUCGGUUCCUCGUCGAUUUCGUAUGUGUAAAUGUGUUCCAAUUACAACUGUCCACAAUGAAUUAUAAACACUGCCGAAUAUGUUUCGAACCAGACCAGGAUGAUCUGAUUUCGGUACGGCUGAUGCAGGGAAGCAUAACGAUCGAGGAGAUGAUACGGAUCAUCACAAGCAUUUCAGUGUCCGAGGAUCGUCGUUUACCGCAGAACAUUUGUCUCCAGUGCUUGGAUCGGUUGAAAGUAGCAUACGAUCUACGCCAGCAGUGCAUCCAGACAAAUAAUCGGCUGUUAGUGGAAUUAGGAUGCAAUCUAGAUGCAACGAGCGAUACAGUUGAGCAGAAAGUACAAGUCAUAUCCGAAUUCAGCACAGCAGCAGUUGGCGAAAAUAAUGAUGAGAUUGAGAUAAUUGAAAACGGUUCUUACGUUGAACAUGUGCUGCAAGAACCGGAGCAACCAGAACACGCAAUUACAGAACAUUAUGCAGCAAACGAAGGGAUAAACUAUGCAUGCUGUGGAUGUACCAUGAAUUUCAGCACACAGGAUAAGCUAGAAGAGCACGCCGUUCAACUGCACCGGAAUGGAAAAACAUUCUCGCAAUUUGGUGAUUUUAUCUGUCCAACCUGCUACCAGUCGUUUCCGAAUCAAUCUAUGCUGGAUCUGAUUGAUUUUGAACCUUCUACAAAUGAAUCUAGACCGUUUGAUCAGGACGAUUCAUACGCUGAUGAAGGUGAACUGUCGAUUGAUAUCGAGUUUAAUGAUGCAGAGAAAAGCGAUCUCGAUGAAGAGCAAGAACAAACGACGAUUAAAUCGAUAGAACGCAUACAAAGCGCAAUGUGCCGAAUUCCCGGGAGCAACUUGCUGAUAGUGUCACAAGAAUCAGGGUACGUGAUCGUAGAAAUGAUAAAACAUCGUUGUUGCUGUUGUACGGAUCUGUUCUCCACCGAACGACAGCUCGAACAACAUUUGGAAGAACGAGACAAAGCCACGAAUAUCACACACGACCCACACGCGAAGUACGCUUGUGAGUACUGUGGAAAACAGUUUGCGUACUGGCUGGUGUACGUGUGCCACAAGCGCAUGCGAGAGCAACGUCAGUUUUACAUGUGUACGCUGUGUGAUGCGCUGGUCGACUCCAAGAAGCGCAUGAUCUCGCACAUGCUAAUGACGGACGAGCAUGCAAACUAUUUCAACCUUUGCCGGGAAAGCAUCGCGGAUCGAUACGAAGCAGUCGCACUGCCCGGGACAAGAUGCUGUUGCUGUAAGAAGUAUUUUGAUGAUGAUGGGGAGCGGAUGGAACAUAUUAAGCGUAUGCACGGUUCGCCUUUGCCGAGCAGUUCCGUGUAUAAGGUACGCAAAAUUUCAUACUGCUGUGGUGUUUGUGGACGACGGUUUCGAAGCGAGCGCCAUGUGGAAUUUCAUCUUCAGUAUACGGUGGACGUUACGCAAUACUAUUGCAAGUUGUGCGAUUUUCAAACGUAUAAUCCAAGACGAAUGGAACUGCAUCUGUACAGUGGAAUUCAUCGCGAGACGUUACCGGCAUCGAUAGAGUUAAAACCACUGGAGAACAACGUGUCGAAAGCAUCCCGCUUACGGCGGUACUGCUGUUUCGAAGGAUGUCACAAACAUUUCCAGGGAGAACCGGCUCUACAGCAACACAUAAACCAGUCCCACCAGCAGGUGUUAACAGCGAACCGGAUGCAGACGAAAAGGUUAAACCAAAUAUUGCAAUCUGAAUCAUACCACGAAUGCAACGUUUGCAGCGUACUGUUCAAGAACAUUGGCGCCCUUCGAUCACACCAAGCACCAAACACCCAGGAGGGUUUCGUGUGCUCAGUUUGUGGCAUAACUAAAAAAACCCGUACAGCGUUACAUACCCACGAGCGAUCACACACCGGUGAGCGACCGUUUAAGUGUGAAGAUUGCGAUAAAACGUUCGCCUCGAACCGUACGCUGGUUUCGCACCGCAGCUGUCACAUACCGGGCCAGCAUAAGUGUGACCAGUGCGGUCGUGCGUUUAAUCGCAAGGAGAACCUUAACCGACACAUUGCGCUCAAGCACGGCGAAGCGACCAUCCAGUGCGACGUUUGUCCGAAGAAGUUCAAAACGAUUACCGUGCUGAACAUACACAAACUGUCGCACACGGGCGAGAAGCGGUUCAACUGUCGGACGGAAACGUGCGACAAGCGGUACCUGACGGUGGCCGAUCGACGGCGGCAUGAGAUGUCGGUGCAUACGCUCGAACGGCCGCAUAAGUGUUCCUUCUGCGAUGCGGCCUUCAUCCGGAAACGUCAGCUGAUGAUACACGAGCGACGUCAUAGGGGCGAUAAACCGUUCGUGUGUCCGAGCUGUGGGAAGGAUUUCGUCGAUGGGUAUCCGUUGCGAAUUCAUAUGCGUAAUGUUUGCAAAGAAGCGGCUUAA